Molecule: messenger RNA, 2340 nt
Organism: Enterobius vermicularis (human pinworm)
Lineage: Eukaryota; Metazoa; Nematoda; Chromadorea; Rhabditida; Oxyuridae
Source: the annotation of a GenBank genome assembly
AUGUUUUGGGAGUCGUCAUUGGCGCCUCCCACCACAAAAACGCAUUUAGAAACACUUCUUGAUGGUGAAAAGAUCUUGCUUGAUGAGGUUCUUGAUGAUCCCUUGACUUUGCAGGAAAUCAGAAACGGCAACGAGAAAUUGCUGAAGUUUCUCGCAUUAACAAGUACAGUCGAAGAAUUGAUCACUGGGGCGCUUUUACCGAAAAUAAAUGAAAGUUUGCCGCAAAAAGAGCAGUAUAGAAAGUUUUUUUUAUUAUACAGAAGGGCUUAUCAGUGUACUGAAGUGAUCUCACUGGCAAGUGAUGAAAUGUGCCUAGCUAUGCUGAACAAUGACAAAACAAGUGAAAUUAUAACAGAUUUUUUCCGGAUAGCCAAGCUGAACAAUUUGCUUGUUAGCUUUUAUGCCAAGGUUAUUACGCAUCUUUUGGAUAGGCAGUGUGAUAAGUUUCAGUUGCUCCAGAAGCUGAGGGGAAGUAAUUUUUUGUCUCUCUGCUUAAAAAAUAUGCGUUAUUCGGCAGGUGCAGAUCUGUUGUACCAAAUUAGCAGUGUACCAAAAGAGUUCGGCACACAGGAAUUUGUUCGUCAAUGGUAUGGAGAGAAUCAUCUCGGCGAAUGUUUGUGCGAUCUUUUAUCUCCUGAAGAGGAUAUGCUGGUUCACAACAAUGUCAGCUAUCUAUGGUGCGAAUUGCUGGCUACUUUACGUGAGUACCAGUAUCAGUAUCCUGAAGAUAAAUUGUCUGAUACUAUUUUAGAAAGCUUGCAAUCAGAAAAAACAUUGUGCAAAUUAUUGGCGGCUAUGCUUCCGGCAACUUCCGAGAAACGUUGUGAAUCUGUAAUAUCCAAUGCUUCAGCUAUAUUUAUUACUCUUCUUGAGACGAAUUACAUCCCAGAUCGGCCUAGUUUCCUUCUCGGAUUAGAUGAGAAAUUCGAGCAGUCACAUUUUGGCAGAGAACAUGCUGCAGGUGAUGGGAGAUACGAUGUUUGGUUACCUGAUUCUGGACGUUUUGUGGAGUCAUGUUUAGCUAGUGCAUUAGAUCGACUAGUUGAUACAAUUCUUGACUCUCUCGAGACUUCCUCGUCCGACCCUGAAGUUUCGAAUGUCUCUUGGUUUUAUUUGAUGCAAGUUUUUGUGCAGUUACUGAAUACAAAUUGUAAAAUUACGCAUGAAACUGCCGUUAAAAAGUUUUCCUCGAUGCCUUCUAACCCAUUCCAGUCUCUACUUUUACAAGUUUCUUCGCAUCCGUUGCUUACGCUCUAUCAAGUUUACCUCACUAAAUGUAUAAAAUUCAUUUUGAACACAGUUCCGUCUCCAGACCCGUCGCCUCUAAUUCCAUUCUUGUUGAAGGACUCUAAAAUACUCAGGUUGAUUAUUGACUUGUAUGACAAUUCUUUAAAAGAAUCCUUGGAACCGUUAUGCAGGAAGGCUUUACGAGGGUUUUGCUUAAACCUAGCUUUAGUUGUGCAUCAGUCAAGAAUCGAUUCUGCAAAUGCGGUUCUGAUAGACCAGCUGAUUAGAGAAUCUGAUCAAGCUCUUCAAUGGGAGCUACUUAUCAAUGGGGCUGCUCAGAAGUUUGAGGAGGAGAACGCCUGCAAUGAACCUGGUUUAAUUCAAGCGAAAGAAUCCAUGCGCGGUCCAGUAAAUAUUGAGGAUGAGGCAGUAGAAGCUGUUGUGGCUACGGCUCAGGAUAUCCACAGUUUUGAGAGUUCAAGGGAGCUAAGGACCGACGUUGGAGUUCAUCAUGGUGGUGACGCUUCCAGUAAAUUCAAGCAAACUCAUUCUGAAGAUGAUGAAAAGUCCGAUCCGCUAAUUGAAGAAAUGCGGCAGUUAGGUUUUGAUACCACUUUAGUAGCAAAAAGGCAAGAAGUGGAGAGGAGUGCGCCUGAAGGUAAAGAAAAGGGAUUCAACGACUUCGAGGUCUUUGAUCGUGAGGCAUUAGCUCAUCACUCUGUCCCAGCACCUGACCGUUUGCAAUCGAAUGUCUUAGACCUGGAAAAUUUAAGAUUGGGAGAAACAAAACGAACAGGUUUCAUGGACGAAUUGCGCCUUGAAGAAAAUGCAACAGGUGAAAUUGGUGAUAAGGGUGUAAUCGGUAGCACUGCAAAACGUCUAGAUGCUACAUCAGAUGAACUGUGGCCGUCUUCCAGUUUUACUACACAAAGUGAUUCCUCUGACUGGGCUAAUUUCACAUCGGAAAGAGCGGAUGAUUGGCCGCCAUCUCAGUCCGAUUGUUCGUGGCCUGGAGUUUCAGAUUCAGACGACGCAUGGCCAAUGACAUCUGCAUCAGAUGGUGUGUCGUUCGAAGCAGUAUUUCUCGAUGAAAAGCCUUCAGAAAAGAAGUGA